AUGCAACAUGCCAGUUCUCCUGAUAGCUAUGUCCAAGCAAAGGUUUCUUCAGUGGCUACUCAGUUGAUGAAAAGGGGUUGGUAA
Molecule: messenger RNA, 84 nt
Organism: Gastrolobium bilobum
Lineage: Eukaryota; Viridiplantae; Streptophyta; Magnoliopsida; Fabales; Fabaceae
Exons: 1
Coding region: 1-84 (27 amino acids)
Source: RefSeq, a predicted model, not a curated record